This is a messenger RNA of Papilio machaon (common yellow swallowtail), 1429 nucleotides long. Its product is annotated as post-GPI attachment to proteins factor 2-like. The transcript is spliced from 6 exons. Gene Ontology annotation, biological process: GPI anchor biosynthetic process. Lineage: Eukaryota; Metazoa; Arthropoda; Insecta; Lepidoptera; Papilionidae. The record is from RefSeq and is a predicted model, not a curated record. Gene Ontology annotation, cellular component: Golgi membrane; endoplasmic reticulum membrane. Bases 306 to 1145 code for a protein of 279 amino acids.
CUAGCCGCGUUAAUUUCAGGUCCUCAGUGCGCAGGUGCAAAUAACCUCAUUCAAUCCGCGACAUGGGUCAUCCAUACGAUCUUUUCUUCUUUAAUUAUAAUUCCAAGAGUUCGCGUUAAAACACUGUGAAAUAAUUAGACGUUACAUAUUUAAGAUAAAACUGUUCAAAGUACAAUCCUAUAAAUGAUGAAAACGGACUAUAGCACCUCAACAAGCCUAAAAUGUGUCUAAUUAUGGUGUUCAACGCUAAAAGAAUGAAAUAAUUAUUACUAUGUUCACAUUAUAUCACCUAAAUUAAAAAAAAAAUGGAAAAUGACGCACAAUCACAGUUGCCACAAAAUUCAAAUCUUGUUCAUUCCAAUGAAAAAAUAAAUGUGAAUCGAACUAUUAAAAUAUUGGAAUACAAGGGAUUGCUUUGGACAUGUGCUUUGCGGGAAGUAUGUCUAAUUGCGCUCUGGCUCCCGCUCGGUGCAUUAAUAUUUUGUUACGUGACUGCUUCUAUAUUUCAAUCAGAUGAUAUACACGAAACACACUGUAGAGUUUAUAACGUAGUGCCAUCGAUAAGCGCGAUAACUGGUAUCAGUCCACAGAGAUACGUUUGGAGGAUAUGUAUAGCCUACCAUUUAGGACCAAGGCUCUUAAUAGGAUCUUUGUAUUACAACUAUCAUAAAGAACGCACUUCGCAUAUCACGGAAGAGAAGGUCCGAAAUCAAGCAACUAAACUAGGCGAUGCGUGUUACUGGCUCAAUUUAUUAGAAUUAUUCGCACUCACAGGAGUGACGUACGUUUCAAAUAGAGAAAAUUAUUUUCUUCAUGAAAAAAUAUUUAUAGUUUUUAUGGUCGCUUCCCUUCUGCACAUGCUGUGUCGAGCCAGGGUGGGUAGUAUCGGCAGCGAGGCCGUGGAACCCGUCAGGACCAACAAGCUGGUCUGGAUACUGUUUUACCUCGCAAUUGCAGCUACCAUCGGACUUAUUAUAUUCUUUCUGCGCCAUCGCUUACUGUGUCGUCCAUUGGCGUUCACCUGGUUUUCAAUAUGCGAAUACAUAUUAGCGACGACAAAUAUGGCAUUCCAUGCAAUCGUAGUGCGAGAUCUGCCGCUACAUCAAAUACAAGUUGUUUGUCCAGACCGCCAAAAAGUUAACUAAAACUAUACACAUUGUCUAUGCAUAGAGUAUUGACAUACCAGUAAAAAAAUUGAUGACAUUAAAAACGGCGGCAAAGUGGCACGGCACUAUUGCUAAACGGUGCUAUCUACAUCGGUUCUGCCAAAUGAAAUACUAAAAAUUACAUCAAACUAUCCUAUUUAGGGAGUUAAUUAAGUAUUGUAGAUUAAUAGAAGUAUACAUAAAUUGUUUAUAAUAUAUUCUAUUGCAGUUAUGUUUGAUUUUCAUCGCAGCACAAAAUUUUUUAGAGCACACAAUUGAAAAUG